Messenger RNA from Paramecium pentaurelia, 2271 nucleotides. The record is from the annotation of a GenBank genome assembly. NCBI's taxonomy places the organism in Eukaryota, Ciliophora, Oligohymenophorea, Peniculida, Parameciidae.
AUGUUUUAGGAUAGAUAUCAAAAUCUUUUUGCUUCACCUAAUGAAAUUGCUACCUUAACUAUUGAUUGUAAUUAUUAUUGUUAUUUUCAAAGCCAAUUAUAUCAAGAAAGGUAGUCUUCGUAGAAUCUUUAAGAAUGUUUAAUAUGAUACUUAUGAGAAUCAAUAAUUAAAAGAAUUCAAGAACUAUCUAGAUUCAAUUCCAGUUGAAUAUUUAAAAGAGUAUGGUUAUUUUAUAAUAUUUGAGAGUUCAAAAUGAUUCUGUAUUAUUGCGAUUCUUGUAUGCUCAUAAAUUUGUUAAAGAAGACACAGUUAAUUAUUUUGUGGAUCAUUUAAAUUGGUUAAACAAUCCAGAAACUAUGAAUUUGGAAGAUAUCCCAUAAUAUUCUAAAUUAGUUUAAAUUAUUGGGAGAGAUGAAAUGUUAAGACCUAUACUACAUAUAUCUUUAAAUCUCCCUCUUGAUGAUUUAUUUAUAAAAGCAAUCACUAAUAAACUUAUUAUUAUGGAAGAUUAUAUGUUUGUGCCUGGUAAAGUAGAAAGUUGGAUUUUAAUUGUUGAUUUAAGUUAAACUAAUUAAACUAUAAAACCUGAAAAAAUUGAAUCUGCAAUUAAACAUUUUGUUACUAAUUUCCCUAUGUCUUUAGAGCAUAUCUAUUUUUUAGAAGUUAAUUUGAUAUUGAAAUAAAUUGGUGAUAAUGUAUUAAAAUUAAAUGAAAUAAAAAAAUUGAAUUUAGAAGAUAAAAUAACAAUCACAGACAAAGUUAAGUAUGAAAAAGAAAAAAUCUAAUUUUUAUCACCAGAAUAUGUUCAUUUAUUCGAAAAUGAUACUUAAUUAAAUCAUAGCUUAUAAUAGAAUCCAUAAAAUCAAUUUUCUAUAUUUUAAUAAUAACCAUCAUAAUCUUCUUUACUAUUUCCACCAUCUCCAAAUUAAGUGAUUCGUAAUUAACCAAAUUAAUCUAAUCAAAUUCCACAAUAACCCAUACAAUUAAUUCUUAAUUAACCAUAACCUACUUUAUAUGGCAAUCCACAAAAAUUAUCAAAUGGUGCAGAAUUAGUUGGACCACUAUAUCCUAUGAUUGUAUAUGCCUCUACUUAACCAUAACCUUAUUUACCAGAAUAUCACAAAAAGGAAUUUUAAAUUUAAACUUCAACAUAAGUCGAUCCUCAUCAUCCUAUUAUUAAUAACAAUUAAAAUAACUAUUCUCAUAAUAUUCCAAAUAAUUAGAAUUUUCUUAAUACUUAGAAUAACCCUUAAUAAUAUUAAAGUGAUUACUCAAAUCCAGAUUAUCUUUUGUAAAUUAUUAUUCAUUUAUACUCUUAGACGCACAAAAUAUGAUGACAUAAUUGACUAAUUUAAUUGGAACAAAUAUGGAGUAACUCAAUAAUUACCAUCUGUAGAACCUGAAAAAGUCAUUCAUGAUGUUAAUAUGCACAUCUCCACACCUAUUCAAUAACAUAAACCCUUGAUGCCUACACUUUAAGGAACCUAAUAAACAAUUAAAAAAAAUGAUCUUAAUAUUAAUCAAGACAUCUAUUCAACCUAUAAUAAUCAUUUUGAAGAUCCAAUUUUAAACAACAAAGAUCAUUUCCCUUUAAUUUCUGAACACCAUAACUUUACACACUAAGAUUAUUAACCAGAUCCUAUUAAUAAAUAUAACAAGAUUGAUCCACCUUAUGAUUCAGUUUCUCCAUUUAAUUAAUAUAAUAAAGGUUUUGAACUUGAUCCAUUACCCUAUUAGAAGAUAGACUCUUAUCCUCCAAUUCAUAAUUAAAUCGAAAAAAAAUAUGAUUUUGGUCCAAUUCCUAAUAGACCAUCAGAACAUUCCUAUCCAAAUUCUUAAAUUAUCUAUGAUAAACCUUAGAUUCCUGAUCGUAGUUCUUUUGACACUCCAAUUACAACAAUGAAUUACACACAACCAAAAUACUAAAGUUAUGUGCCUUAGACAUUAAAUAAUAAUCAAUUAAAUUACUUACCUUCUCAUCCUUAAACAAUACCGUAAUCAUCAAUUCCUUAAAAUUCUGGCUAUUCUCCAUAUUAUCCAUAAUAACCUUUUAGUCCAAUACCAAGUAGUACCAAUCUAUAUACUGCACCUAAUUAUCCAAUUCCUACAAUAAAACCAUCUUAAUCAAAUUUAGAAUAGCCAAAAAUAGUAGAGUAAGAUGGAAUUAAAUUUUAAGAUGAAACUAUGGUUGUAGGUGACAAUGAUCAUAGAUAAACCAAAAAUUCUAAUAGAGAUCCUGCAUUGGAUUAAUAAUAAUGUACAAUUUAUUGA